GGAGCUUGUGUGGAGCGGUGGCGGGGUCUGAAGCGGGAGGGACGAGGAAGCGCUGCUGGAAGCUCGUCCUGGACGGUUUACGUUACUGCUCAUUAUAUCGCUCCUCUCCUCUGAAAUGGGUGAUGUCCACGCCCAGUUGACCCCAGAGACUCCAGGCCGUGUCCAGAUCCUCAAUCCUUUUGAGAGUCCGAAUGACUAUUGCAGUUUACAUGAACCAUUUGUUUCCAGCCCAACAGUCUUCAAGCCAACAAAGUCUUCCGCAACUCCACGACAGUUUAAAUGGUCCAUCGAUCAGCUUGCUGCAAUAAACCCAGUUGAUAUUGACCCAGAGGACGUUCAUCGCCAAGCUUUGUAUUUAAGCCAUGCCAAGCUAGAUAAAGAAAUAGAAGAGAGAAGACAAAAGGCCAUUGAAGAGUUUUUCACAAAAAGGACAAUUGUUCCAUCACCCUGGACCCAACACGAAGGGAAGCAAGAUGCUCAGUUUCAUUCCACAAAAUGUGCUGAUCUUAUGAAUGAAUCGCCUCUUGCAAGAGAGCAAGCUGUAGUCCCUGGAAAGAACACAGUUGCCUGCCAAACACUAUUAUCUUUACCAAUUGACUUCAGUAUUGAAAAGGUUCUAGGUGAAUAUUUUCGGCCAGAAGAAAAUGCAGAUCAGUCGCAGGAAAGCUUGAGCUCCUCAUCUCUUCGUAGAAAAUUAUUCUUGGAUGGACAGUGCAAUGGAUCAGGGUGUUCCUCUCCAAGUUCUCCUCCACUAGGAUCCUAUGAAGCCCCACCGGCCUCUCUGGGUGUUCUUUGCUCGCUUGAUCUUUCCCCUGUCCGUUGUCGAAGUCCUAUGCAGACACCCAGCUCGGGUCAGUUCUCUUCAAGCCCAAUCCAGGGUGGACGAAGAGCAUAUAGCCUGGGCAGUAUAGAAAGUCCUACAUUCUUCGAAAAGUCACCUAUGAGAGAUAUGUCACCAGCAUUCUCCCCCAUCUCCUCUGUACUGGGAAAAACUCCAAUGGCCGAACAGAAGAAGCUGUCUUUCCCUUCACCAGAAAGUCUUCCAGCUUCAAAGUCUAUGGUGAACUCUUGCACUGCAAGUCCCUUAAUUGAAGGCUGCUCCCCCAUCAAAAGCCUAUUUCAGAUAAAGGCCAAGUCCUGCAGAGCGAGCCCACAGUAUCGGACUUCCCUUUUUCAGAUCCCUUUUACCGUUGACCGUUUGGAGGAGGAGGAGAAAGAAAACUCUCCACCGGCACGUCUGUCCUUACCUGAAGGCAAUAUUGUAUUACAGCUGCAUAACAUGGAGGCUUUCUCCCAUGAUGCUCACUUAAUGGACGCCGUGGAUGGCAUAUCUCCUAAGCCAUGCAUACAGCAGGUGAUGACGCCAGCUACAGAUGGACUGAAGGACAAUGAUACUGUGGAAAUGGUGGAUCCUGUAGAGAGUGAAGACGACCAGAUUUGGGUGAAAGAUGCAGCAGGGAAUUAUAACACUCCAAUGAGCAGUUUCAUGACUGGUAAUACGUUUAGCGUUGAGACCUCUCACAUGUGCAUGUCACCUUUAGCGGAGAGCAGUGUGAUUCCCUGUGACAGCAGCAGCAUUCAGGUGGACAGUGGCUACACAACACAAACAUGUGGGUCCAGUAUGAUGGACACAAUUGGCACAGAUGGGGUUUACAAGGAAAAUGAUAUCCAGAUCUGUGAUAAGCAGAAUGGGUCUCAGCAUAUGAAAGCAAAGGACUUUUUGACGUCUGAUAUUAAAGGCCAUCGGCAUCUAGAAGCAGAGUCUCCAGAAUGUGAGCGUCCGCUUCAUAAAAUACACAAAACUCAUCCUGCACUUCACUCUGGAACUUGGAAACUCAGCAGUGACAGACUAUACAACAGAUUAAGUAAGAAUGUACGUCUCCAGAGUCCACAGCAGACCAUGGACUGAAAACCCAUACCACAUUAUUAGCGAUGCCCGUGGUCCUUACAAGAAAAUCGUUAGUGUUCCUAGACUCUGAAUACUGAACUUCCAAAUGUGAAAAGCUGGUUUAUAGCCACUGACUAAGCCUUAUUUAUUAAAGCAAUGCCUCCGUUUAGUAUUCUCCUGCAUUGAUUGGUUAGAGGUGGUGAAUUUCCUGAAAAGUCCCUGUAUGGAUAUAUGCUUACCGUCAUAUUAUACAUGCUUGAUUCUAGUGUUAGCAUCUACAGCCUUUAUAAACCACUAGACUUUAUUCUGUGCAUAGGAGGCAAUAGAUGGUCACGAAGUGCAAAGUUGGCACAUUUCAGAAUGAUUGUGUACCCGCCUGUAAACAAUAGGUGCCCAUAAUUAUUUCAUGCAGUUAGCUGCACAGUUCAUUAAAAUGCAUUACAAACAUUCACCAGGGUAACACCUAAUGGUGCCUGUUAUUGGAAAUUUGCCCUUCCUUUCUAAGUAUACUGACAGCCUUGUCUAGAUUGAAUGACCACAGCGUUUAAUGGAAAUAGUGACCUCCACCAAAUGACCAUUUAUUGACCAAUGAAUCCUUUUAAAGAUGACUUGUGUGUUAUACAAAUAAGUCAUUGGUGAUUGCUAUGUGCUGGUCUAUAGUUCUGACUGACCACUGGUGCUGAUCCACUAUAGACUAUUGAAAUUCCUAGAAAUUGAAGCUGAUUUACAGCCUGUUUAAUAGGCAAGCACAAAUUCCUUUUGUAACUUCACAUCAGAACAAAAAAAAAGAUCCACAGGAUAGAUGAUGUGUGACGACUGGAACCCCCGCUAAUCACUAGAAUGGAGGUCCUGAGCUCCCUGUUUUCUCAGUGCCUAACCACAGUGCCCUGCCGCUCCAUUGAAUGUCCAUGGGGCAGAUGGAAACGUCUGAGAGCUGCACUCGGCAGUCAGCCCCAUAAGCACUGCAUGAAGUGGCAGAGCGCAUGCAAAGUCUAUGGGACUGACUGCUAAGACAGACGUUUAUCUGCCCCAUAGACAUUCAGUGGAGUGGCAGGGAUUUGCUUGGUUGCCUCACUACAAGGAGGAGGAAGGGAGCAUCUAACAGACCUAUUACCGUUUCAUGGGUUAAUGCUUUUCAACCUGUUCUGUGCAAACCUGCUGUGAAAUCUUUGAAGCUGUGAUUUAAUGGGUACAUGUGGCUGUGUGAGGAUCCACUUCAUAAGCAGUGCAAUUUUGUGGCAUCUAGGGAUCCAGUUUUCAAUCCACCAUAUCUUGGUAUAAUAAAAAUGUGCAAUAUUUCAAUGUCCAAAACAGGGCUCUACAUGUCACAUACCAUUAGGACAACCUUCUGGUCAACUAACUUUGUAUAUUGUCAAGUAUAGUAACGCUUUGUAUGUUGUGUUUACAGGCAGUUUGUUGGUUCCAGCUGUGAGACUAAUAAAGAUACUUGAAAGAAUGUUACAUUAUGUAAUACUGCCAAAAAUGUGGGAAUUGGGGAGAUUUAAUGCUGCUGUACUGUUAUGUGUAAAUUAUCAGUGAUGUAAUGGGUUUGUAAACUUUGUAGGAACCUGAAAUUCUAAUACGCUGUCUACGCUCCUCCUAUAUCCCAAUCUCCAGUGUCUCAUCAUGGACAAUAGGGGCAUAUCGCCAGGAUAUGCCCCCAUUGCCUUUUAGGUGUGGGUCCGACGGCUGGGACCUGCACCUAUAUCGAGAAUGAGGCCCUGCAAA
Messenger RNA from Bufo bufo (common toad), 3616 nucleotides. It is a transcript of the gene BORA, whose product is annotated as BORA aurora kinase A activator. Gene Ontology annotation, molecular function: protein kinase binding. Gene Ontology annotation, cellular component: nucleus; cytoplasm. Gene Ontology annotation, biological process: activation of protein kinase activity; regulation of mitotic spindle organization; regulation of mitotic nuclear division. NCBI's taxonomy places the organism in Eukaryota, Metazoa, Chordata, Amphibia, Anura, Bufonidae. The record is from RefSeq and is a predicted model, not a curated record. The transcript has 13 exons. The coding region runs from base 116 to 1909 and encodes 597 amino acids.